Molecule: messenger RNA, 2333 nt
Organism: Pseudoliparis swirei
Lineage: Eukaryota; Metazoa; Chordata; Actinopteri; Perciformes; Liparidae
Exons: 2
Coding region: 1491-2333 (280 amino acids)
Source: RefSeq, a predicted model, not a curated record
UGAACCACCUCCUUUAGACUUGCGUUUUGGCAUUUUUGGCUUAACGCAUUUCUUUUCAAUUUGUCUGGAAAUGAAUGUCCCUGCAGUCUUCAGUUAUUUGAGGAUUGGCAGGAUUUACUUUUGUUAAUCACGUGCAUGCCUUGAUUUUACUCGGACGAUGGGAUUCUUCUUGGUUAGAAAACGGGUACGAACAAAUCUGCUUAAGAACACGUCACAAAUCAGGGGCGGCUGUAGCUCAGUGGGGUAAGGGGGUCGUCGGUUCGAUCCCCGCUCUCCCCUUUAGUUGCAAGUCGAAGUGUCCAUGAGCAAGGCACUGAACCCCCAGUUGCUCCCCGGGCGCAUCACUGCAGCCCACUGCUCCUUAAUAACUAAGGAUGGGUUAAAUGCAGAGAAUACAUUUUGUUGCAUGUGGACCUGUACUCUGUGCAAUGACAAUAGAUUGAAUCCAAAAUCCAAAAAAUCUCAAUUACUCUUCUUAGGACGUCUCAAAAACAAUUUUAGGAAGAUUUUUGUGAAUGAGACCCAAUGUUGAUGAAAGACUUGAGGACAAUGGAUUUAUGGGUGAUAUCAGAACAAAAUCCAGAACCUCAUGUGAGAUAUGAGAGAGCAAAGUUGUCAAUGGGCGUUGUCGAUCACAUUUGGAACAUAAAGUAAGGUACACUGUAUUUUUAAAUGUAUCUGAAUUACUGUGCGGAGGGUUAGAGUAACACCAUGAAAGCACCGUUCAAUCAUAAGAAAGAGCCAUGAGGAUACUCAUCAAUAUUGGGUUCAUGGAACACACAAUCACACUGUUUUUAAAGAAAGUCUCUUUAUACUUGACAAUCUUGAUUAAGUUGCAUUGUUGAGUCCUGAGAGGUGUUCAGUGGUCUGCUGUGGUGCUGCAGCCUCCAGCUGUGAUUGGCUGGUUGACUCUCAGGUGCACCAGGUGACCCAUUAAGCAGUGAUUGGAUGCAGGUUGCAAUAAAUGCGACCUCUCUGCUUCACACACACAUACAGAGCAGCUUCAGGGUGCUUGGGUUUCUGUUGCUUGCAUUGGAAUACAGAAAUGGCUUGUGGAGUUCAUUUGGGGUACGUUUUUAGUUUUUUGUUGCUGCUCUUUUCAGUGUUUGUUGAGUUGAUGUACCAUUUCUCACUGACUGUCUUGUUUUCCCUCCAGGAUCUUUCUAAUUUGCUUGCUUCAAGCAGAGCAUGUGCGUUGUCUGUGGGCUACACAAGCUCAGAAAUCAAACCGCAACUCGUAUGUUGGCUUCACGCAGCAGGGCGGUGGAUAUGGUGGAAGCGAUCCCCAGACUGGACUCAGACGGGCCUCUGGUUCUCCCGGCUCCGCCCGGAGCAGCGGCCUCUACGCACACGCCGUUGCCAGUAGUUCUAGGCAGAGGUUUCCGACUAGCGGCAACAGACAGAUUAUUUCUCAACUGGCUAAAAGUGUCGAUGAUUCGGUGAAGUUGGUGCAGAGCAGCGCGGAGUCUAAACCUAACCGGCCAACGAGUAUGCUGAGACGAGAAAAUGUGCACAAGAUGCCCCAAAACAGCUUAAGCGCCCCUUCUGCUUCUAUUGCUAGCGGCGGUUCGCUGAGUAAGUACGCCCAAAGACCGACCAGCAAGGCGAGAACGUGGCCAGUCCAGCAGGGUACCCGCAGUACGAGCACCCAGCGGUCCAGCGGUUCUGAAUCUCUUCUGGGUCCAAGAGGAAGCUACUCCUUCACACCCUCCUCUCGUCAGACGGCCGACGCCGGGCUGACGGGUUAUUCUACUUCUACGAAGUCUUCUCGCGUGGGCGCCGCCGAGCCACGCAGAAUCCCCGUCCGGACGAAAACCUCAGCUAGCGCCGCCGCUAGACGGGUGUCUUCGCGGCGUGGCUCUGCAGCGUCGACGCCUUCCCGUUUCUCCUCCCUCCAGAAUAAGAGCACUAGAAAUAACCCCGGCCAGACUGGGGCUCGGAAACCGUUCUCGAGCAGAGUGGGUCCUGCCUCCGGGACCUCUGGCCAGGGCGUUGCCCCGAGCACCACCCAUCAGAUCCCUCAGCGCUUUGGAGGCUACGCUAUCAGACGGCUGAGAGGACCUGCUGACCAGAGGGAAGUUAAUGACGGCAAGCCGCCGCUGCAUCGGGCCUAUGUGGUCUCCCGGCGCCCGUCUUCGCUGCAGAAGCCGGCCUACGUGACCCUCCGGCACCAGUCUCUGCUGCAGAAGCAGCCCUACCCGGCCCCCCGACGUCCGUUUCUGCAGCAGACCUCCGUGGCCCCCCAGCUCUCCUCUGCAUCGUACAAGCAGCAGGUCCAGAGUGUUAAUACAGAGGCCAAAUGGAAGAGGGCCAUGCUGGGUCUGGAACAGUAA